This is a messenger RNA of Perkinsus marinus ATCC 50983, 327 nucleotides long. RefSeq lists its product as hypothetical. Gene Ontology annotation, molecular function: cysteine-type peptidase activity. The record is from RefSeq and is a predicted model, not a curated record. Lineage: Eukaryota; Perkinsozoa; Perkinsida; Perkinsidae. Gene Ontology annotation, biological process: proteolysis. The transcript is spliced from 2 exons. Bases 1 to 327 code for a protein of 108 amino acids.
AUGUCAAUCAAAGAUGUCCCCACUGGGUGUCCCAACGGGCCGAAGCCCUCUUCUACUUCUGAUGACGAAACUCGCCUCCUCGGACCCACAAAGCCGGAAUUGAAGGACUUACCAAGCAACUUCGACGCUCGGCAGAAGUUUGCCUCUUGUGCUGGAGUCAUUGGGCAUGUGAGAGAUCAAAGUGCUUGUAACAACUGCUGGGCUGUAAGCCCAACCGGAAUGCUCAAUGAUCGUGUGUGCAUCAAGUCCGGCGGUAGCUUCAGAGAUAUCCUAUCUGUCGGUUACUUCACUUCAUGCUGCAAUCCUGCUAAUGGAUGUCCCAAGUGA